Phytomonas sp. EM1 is the source of this 730-nucleotide messenger RNA. The record is from the annotation of a GenBank genome assembly. NCBI's taxonomy places the organism in Eukaryota, Euglenozoa, Kinetoplastea, Trypanosomatida, Trypanosomatidae.
CAAAUUAUUCGUUUUUUCUUUUACUAAAACAAACAAACCUUUCGUAUUGCCUCGAUAGGAAAAAUGGGGUGGCUCUCUUGGGUUUGGGACUGGCUGGCUUUUCUUGGCUUGUCCAACAAGACGGGAAAGAUCUUGUUCCUCGGACUCGAUAAUGCAGGCAAAACGACAUUGCUGGGUAAGCUGGCUACCGACCAGGUUCACGUCUACCGACCUACAUUCCACCCCAACGUCGAGGAGUUGACGUUGGGUGGUAUCAAGUUAAAGACAAUUGAUAUGGGAGGUCACUGUGAAGCUCGACGUUUAUGGAAAGACUACUUUACCAAGGUUGACGGUGUCGUGUUCAUCGUCGACGCAGCUAGACCGGAGCGCUUUGAGGAGGCGCGAAGAGAGCUAGAUAAUUUAAUCCGUUCCGAAGAGCUCUCUCACACGCCUUUCCUGAUUCUUGGUAACAAAAUUGAUAUGCCACAAGCAUGCUCAGAGGAAGCCCUUACGUACGCACUCGGGCUUGGCAACCAGCGAACCGGUAAGACGACAAAGGUGACGGACCCGAAUGUCCGUCCUCUUGAGGUUUUCAUGUGCAGCAUCGUUCAAAAGUAUGGGUACGGAGAUGGAUUUCGGUGGUUGUCGCAAUAUCUUCAAAAUUCAUGAAGUAGGCCAAGCUUACUGUUUUUGACUAUUUUAAAGGCUGAUAAUAUUUACACUAACUGUGCUUCCAAUAAAACUUUUAUAA